Molecule: messenger RNA, 2452 nt
Organism: Schistosoma haematobium
Lineage: Eukaryota; Metazoa; Platyhelminthes; Trematoda; Strigeidida; Schistosomatidae
Gene: SH3GL3
Product: Endophilin-A3
Exons: 8
Coding region: 313-1206 (297 amino acids)
Cellular component (GO): cytoplasm
Molecular function (GO): protein binding
Source: RefSeq, a predicted model, not a curated record
CUCACUUUUCAUUGCUGUCUGCUAACGCGGUUGUUUUGAAUGGUAUUCCGUCAAGGUCUGCAAAAAUGUCUCUCGCUGGUCUGAGGAAGCAAAUCAACAAAGCUAAUCAGUUUAUGAGUGAGAAGAUUGGAGGAGCAGAGGGUACAAAACUAGAUGAUGAAUAUAUUGAAAUUGAAAAAGCAAGUUUUGAUUAUAUGUUUAAUUCUUAAAUCUAUCAUUUAGAAAGUUGAUACAAUUUCUAAAUUAUUUGAAGAUGUCAUAGCACAAACACAAGAAUAUCUACAACCAAAUCCAGCCUAUCGUGCCAAAUUAAUGACAAUGAAUACAUUGAACAAGUUACAAGGGAAAUCAAAAUGUGCAGCUUAUCCUCAACCUGAAAAUCAACUAGGUGAAUGUAUGGUAAAAUUUGGUCGCGAUUUAGGUCCUGAUUCGUGUUAUGGUCAAUGUCUUGUAGAAGCUGGUGAAACAUUUAAAUGUUUAGCAAAUAUUAAAUACACUAUGGAAGAACAUGUGAAAGAGAAUUUUCUAGAUCCUCUACAUAGUGUACAAACACAUGAAUUAAAAGAGAUCAAUUAUCAUCGUAAAAAACUCGAAGGACGAAGAUUAGAUUUUGAUUGUAAAAAACGAAAACAGGAUCGAAGUGCAAACAAUUCAAGAUUGCCUGAAGAUGAAGUUAAAAUUGCUGAAGAAAAAUUCAAUGAAUCAAAAGUAUUAGCUGAACAAGCAAUGAUUAAUUUUUUGAAUAGUGAAACUGACCAUAUGCAGUCAUUAUUAGAAUUUGCAACAUCACAAGCGGAUUAUCAUCGUCAAGCUGCAGAGAUUAUGGAACAAUUGAGGAAAUUUUUAAUUGAAAAGAAAGAAGAAACAAUGUCAAAACCACAUAAAGUAUACGAAGUGAAACGUGUAAAUGUCACAUUAAAUCAUGAUAUAUCAGGGAGCAAGAGUCCAUUAAAUAGUACUUUAAAUACUCCAACUAAAAACGGUCCAAGUUCUCAUACAACAAAGAAUGUACCUGUUUUAGGACCAUCUUGUAAAGCAUUAUUUGAUUUUGAAGCAGAAAAUGAAUCGGAAUUAUCAUUCUCUGAAGGUGAUAUAAUUAGUUUAAUAUUAAGAGUUGAUGAAAAUUGGUUUGAAGGUGAAUUAAAUGGUCGUAAAGGUUAUUUUCCAGUGAAUUAUGUUGAAGUGAUUAAUCCAUUACCAUCAUAGAAAUCAAUUGUUUUCCUGAUUCUUCGUCUUCUUCUUCUUGUCGUUGUUGUGUAUGUGUUAGUAUCUUGUAAGCAAAAAAUGUCAAUGUAUUAUGACCUAAACAUUGUGGCAAUGAAAGAUAGUCUAUAUUUCCUCAUAUUCAACAAUAUGUACACAUAUAACAACACUUAUGAUGAUGAUAAUAAUAACAGCAAAAGUACAAAUACAAAGAUAUCUAUCAUUAUUCGACCAAUUAUACUUAUAUUCAAUAUACUAUAGAUUAAAAGCAUUCGUCAACUACACUAGUAAAGUUAACAACUUGAUGGAGACAAACACCAUCACAUCAUCAUACAUUAUUGUUUAUAAUCUCUUAUUUAUUUAUUAUUUAAUUCUAUCACAGAUAUACAAAUGACAUGCAAUAAAAGCCGGUAAAUUAUCAUUUAUUAUAAUUAUUAUUGUCGUUUUAUUGCUUUAUUCUUCUACCUACCUACCUACCUUAUAUUUCUUUUCACUUUUCUUUCAUACAUUACCAUUUAAGACAAUGAGUAUUGUGUAUUCAAUGAACAGGAUAUUACUAAUAUUAUGAGUAGUAGUAGUAGUAGUAGCCUUGUCAAUAUUAAUCUUCGCAAGUGUCUCUAUCUACUAUCUAUCUAUCUAUUUAAUACAUAACCAAACAGACACAUAUUCUACGCUUAUAUUUUAUUCUUAAUAUGAACGAUAUUAUAGCAUAUUUCUUUUUCUUUUUCUUGUUGUUGUUGUUGACAACUUACUUCAUUGUUUAAUUUUAAGAUGAACCAACUUUUCCUCUUCUAGAUAUUCUAUUCAACCAAUAUAUAUAUGCAUAUAUUGUUCAAAUUGAUCAUAAUUACAAAAUUUAAAAGAAAAAACCCAAUUCCUAUGAUCCACAUUUAUACAUAUAUAUAUUUGUUUAUUUUGAUAAUAUCUAUGCUUAUUUGUUUGCUUGUUUAUUUCUGUUUGUAUGUAUGUAUGUAUGUAUGUAUGUAUGUAUGUAUGUAUGUAUGUAUGUAUGUAUGUAUGUAUGUAUGUAUGUAUGUAUGUAUGUAUGUAUGUAUGUAUGUAUGUAUGAAUAUUACUCUUUUUCUCGUAACAUUCCAUUUGGUUUCCCUUUCUCUCUCUCUCUCUCUCUCUUACUCCUUUGGUCCUUCAUCUUGUUUCCUGAUUCAUUUUAAUUUAAUGACCAAAUGUAAUAAAUGAAUAAUAAUAAUAAUAAUAAUAAUAAUAAUAAUAAUAAUAAUAAGAUUAUUCA